This is a messenger RNA of Rhizophagus irregularis DAOM 181602=DAOM 197198, 1189 nucleotides long. RefSeq lists its product as uncharacterized. Lineage: Eukaryota; Fungi; Glomeromycota; Glomeromycetes; Glomerales; Glomeraceae. The record is from RefSeq and is a predicted model, not a curated record.
UUUCCUACACUAUAAAUGAAACAUUUUUUUUUCUUUUUUUUUUUUAAAAAAAAAAAUUAAACGAUGGAGUCUUUAAGCAGUGAAUUAAAAGUUGAAAUCUUUAAAUACGUAUCUAGACCUAUGUCACUCAUUCUUAUCAAUCGUAAUUGGUAUUCUACCUCACAAAAUCCUCAUGCUCGCGCCGAAUGGUUGAUUUAUAAAUACGGUAGAGCACAUGUUUUAUUUCAUGCUAUUAGGUUAGGAAAUUUCGCAACAGUAGAAGUUGUACAAACAUUACUUGCUAAGAAAGCGAUCAUAUCAAGAUACAUUGUACAACGAUUGAUGAUGCAAUUCGGUACUUACGAUCAAAGAUUAAUCGAGAUGAGAAUUAAAUACAAUACAAAUAUUAAAGCACCUAAAAAUAAACCCUGGGCAAGUGAUUUGCCUCUUUCAGUUUUUACGAAAUUAAUAACUGAAGCAACUAAUGAGCUGAAAUUGAAUUUUACUAUCAGGGGAAACGAUUUAGAAUUAUUCCAUUACUUAACUGCUGGUGCUCAUGCGAUCGAUCAAGCACCGCCCAUUCUUCUCAAAAAUCUUCAAGAAAUUGAGGAUUUAAUUUUAAAUAAAAAAUUCAUUCCCUUUCCAUCUCGUCCAAGACUUACUACAGCAUACCAACAUUCCGUAGGUGUAACUGAACAAUUUCCAUCGCAAGAUGGUUAUGAAAAUAAACUAGAAAUUAAUUUAAUAUCGAGAGCAAUUCUAAUCCACCCGGAACUUGUGACAUUAUGGAAGAAAAUUGGAUAUAAUGAAGUAUGCAGUGAUAUGAAUGGAUUAGUUGUGAAAGGUUUCUUUGUCGUGUGUUUUCCUCCAAAUCCAAUAAAAACUUGGGUGUGUCCAAGUUCAGAUACUGUAGCUGGGAAGCUACAAAAACUAAUUAAUCUUGGUUUUCAACUUACCGAUAAUAUAAUUGAAGAUUUAAUAAAGAUGUUCAAAUCACAAAUGAAAACAAUUGGAGAAUCAUUAUUAAAUUCUUUUUUUAAAAUUCGAGGUAAUUCUAUACCGCCAAUUGUUGAAACAACAUUGAUUGAAAUUAGAAAAACCAAAAAGAAGAGAAGAAAAAGAAAAAGAUAACGAAAAUCUUUGAAAAUUUGAAAUUAUUUAAUAAUGAAUAAAUAAAUAGAUGUUUUUAAAAUUCAAAAAAAAAUUUUUC